CGCUUCAGGUGAGGAGGUCGCGCCGGAAGUGGGUCUGGCUGUGGCGACUGGGUUUAGAGAGGCACCUGGUACGGAGUUUUGUUUUUAAGGGGGCGCGGCACCACCCGGCUCUCUCCACCUUGCUUUGAAGCCGCCAUGGCGAAAGGUAGAGUCGCCGAACGAUCGCCGACGGGGGCACUCCACCCAACCCCAGUGGGGGACCAGGCCACUGGGGCGCGGGGUUCUGCGGCCCCGGGCGGCGGAGACCAGUUGAAGGAAAAAGCCUGGGCAGAAGCUGGAUCAGCAAGAAUGUCACUCCUUAUAUUGGUGUCCAUUUUCUUAUCUGCAGCUUUUAUUAUGUUUUUGGUAUAUAAAAAUUUUCCUCAGCUUAGUGAAGAAGAAAGAGUGAAUAUGAAGGUUCCCAGAGAUAUGGAUGAUGCCAAAGCUCUAGGAAAAGUUUUAUCCAAAUAUAAGGACACCUUUUAUGUACAAGUGCUUGUAGCUUAUUUUGCUACAUAUAUUUUCUUGCAAACAUUUGCUAUUCCAGGCUCUAUUUUUCUCAGUAUACUCUCAGGGUUUCUUUAUCCCUUUCCACUAGCCUUAUUUCUUGUUUGUUUGUGUUCUGGACUUGGUGCCUCAUUCUGCUAUAUGCUCUCCUAUUUAGUUGGAAGACCAGUUGUAUACAAAUACCUAACAGAGAAAGCAGUAAAAUGGUCACAGCAGGUGGAACGUCAUCGAGAACAUCUUAUUAAUUACAUCAUAUUUUUGAGAAUAACACCAUUUCUGCCUAAUUGGUUUAUUAAUAUUACGUCUCCAGUGAUAAAUGUGCCAUUGAAAGUUUUUUUUAUUGGCACUUUUUUAGGUGUCGCACCUCCCUCUUUUGUAGCAAUUAAGGCAGGAACAACACUGUACCAGCUUACAACAGCCGGGGAAGCUGUUUCCUGGAACUCAGUAUUUAUUCUGAUGAUUUUGGCUGUUCUUUCUAUUUUGCCAGCCAUUUUCCAAAAAAAACUAAAGCAGAAAUUUGAGUGAAAAAUCAUCUAGGUUUUAGUUUUACUAUCACCAUCACCACCGUUGUCGUCAUCAUCUCAGGAUUAGCAGGUGCAUCCAUUUAUGUUUUAAAAUCUCUUCAUUAAUAGAAUCUGUAAAAUAAAAUUUCCCAUGCGAGACAUUUAAAAUAAUACAUUUAAGUUGAAAAAGGAGCAGAGUAAAAUGGGAAUUAGCAUACUAUGAAAAGCACUGUCAUCAAUAGUUAUGAUAGACAUAAAUUACUGUAUCAAGAGUAGUUAUAGAUAAUUAGUAGUGGUUUAGUAGGAAAUUCUUGAUCUAAAUAAUCCAUUCAAUUUUUAAUGUUUUUCUCUUUUAUGUCUAAAUAAUAAUAAAAUAGCUAGUAGAGCUUGGUGUGCACCUGUAAUUCCAGUUGCUCUGGAGGCUGAGGCUAGCAGGGGAUUGUGAGUUUGGGGCCAGCCUAGGCAACUUAGCCAGACCCUUUCAUAAAAUAAGAGUCACAGUUCUUGAUAAUGUUAGCCUUCUUUCAGAGCAUAAACUGGAUGACUAAAGCUUGAAAGAGAUUUAUAUUUCCUUUCUCUUUUUACCUUUGAGGGAAUGAAUUUCUUUAUAGAGAGCGUAUCCUCAUAGACUAAUGAAUAUAGAAAGAACAUCACGUUACCUAUUUUGUGAAUUUUAUUUUUUUCUGCUCUAGAUCUUUAUCAUGGAUUAGUCUAGUAAUUUAAAUUCUGGCCAGUCUGUUUCCAUCCUUUUUUCUAGGUUUUACAGUAUUUCUGCUGUGCAAAUUGAAGAUUGCAUAACUGUAUCAUAUUGGUGUUGAUAAUGUACAUUCAGAUAUUUUGUUAUGGUGCCUCCUUAGUAUCUCAAAAGGACCUAAAAACAAACACUCAAAGAUUAUGGUCUUUUAGACAUUAUAAUAAUUAUUUAAUUUGAAACAAACAGUGGCAGCACUGCACUAGUGGUUAAUACAGUUUAUUGAUUCCAAAUGACUGUAAAAUUUACCUCAUUUAUUUAUUAGUCUGGUCAUUAAAUGAUGUAUUAUAUAAUCAUCCUUUUAAUGCAUGAUACAUCUGUAAGAAUGCCUUGUUUUGUUUCUAUUGGUGGCUUUUUAUUUGGGACUGCUUUAGACUAAUGCAGUUUCCCAACAGAGUUUUUUUACUUUUCUAACUCGCAAAGUGAAUUAACUUUUGACAUGGUAACUAUUAUAUUUGAAUGGUUCUGGAAAAAGUGACUUCUUUUUGCUGCUUGGUAUGCACUUAGUGCUUGAUUCUAGGAUAGAGCCAGUCUAAAGUACUCCCUCAGUUUUACCUUCACCCCAAGAAUGUCGUUACGUUGAAGAAGUGCUUUAGCUGUAUGAGAAAUCCUGAUAUGUUUUCAUUCUGAGAGGAGUGAUCCUCCUCAAAGCCUGUUUUACUGCAUAAUAUGGACAGAUUCAUUUUUUUCUGUCACAGUAUUAACAAAUGGAUGUAUUGUAAAUACAAAGAAAAUAUAUUGAUUAAUAUAGUAGUCAUGUCACCUGGCCUUUUGUUUAUGCAAAAUUAUUUAUUGUUAUGUCUAGUAAGGUUUUCUUUGUUAUUGACCAGAGACUGAAUAAUAAAGCUUUUGUUAUUUUUACAAAUAAAUUUAAAACAGCCUUUGGGGACAAAAUUUACUAAAUAUUACUGUGUAAAAUGUAUGAGUCAAUUUUUUCAGACUUUUAAAAAUAAAAGAGCUCGAAUUCAGGAGAAACCUCACUAUUUACUCUGGUGGGUACCUUUCUAUUCUCAGUGUUUUCUCUUUUCUUACUAUACGUUCUUUCCUUCUGCUAAUCUUUUUUUUUUCCUGUUAGAAGACUGUAGCUUCCACUUUAGGCUAUUAGUUUCUCCCAAGAUAAUAACCAGUCUUUCCAGAUUUCAAUAUUGACAUUCAAGAAAGAAGUCUUCAGCAGGUUGUACUCUGAAUACAGAUGGUGGCCUAUAUUUACAGUGCCACAGGCUUGGCCAAAUGUAAAUUCAAGUGCCAGUCCCUUUUUUUUUUCUCCUCCCCUUUUUUGGUACUUAGGAUUGACCCAGGGGUUUGCCCAUGUUGAGCGUGCACUCUACCACUGAGCUACACUCCCAGCCCCUUCAGCCACAUCUCGAAGACAGGUGCUUAGUAAUAAAUCACCCUUCCAGGAGAGAGCAAGCAUCUGUAGUAGAGAGGCAAACAGGCUAACCAGGAAGUUGACAGGAAAAAAGUAAUACUGUUCUGGCCUUUCUCUGGAGCUCUAUUACUUUGAAUGUAAUAUAACCAAGGAACUUAAUAAGUGAAACUACAAUGUGAUAAGUCAUCCUUGAAAGACUUGGAUAUUUUAGGAUUUAUUUCAUGGAAGUAGUUACAUUGAAAAACCCUCAUUGAAUAAAAGUAUCUAUCUCUUGAAAUUCUUUUCUUAUGUCUUGAAAUUCUGAUGUACAUUUUUACCAUUAAGAACAAAGAAAAAGAACUUGUGGAGUGGCUCAAGUGGUAGAGUCCUGCCUAGCAAGUGUGAGGCCCUGAGUUCACCCCAGUACCAAAAAAAAAAAAAAGCCUUUAAUUAAUUGAUUUUUGUGUUGCUAAAGAUUGAACCAGUGCCUUGCACAUACUAGGUAAACACUAUCACCAAGCUGCACCUCCACCAGCCCAACCAACCUUCAAUUUUUUAAAAUACUGUUUCCUUUUAUUUAUUUAUUUAUUUUUGGCGGUGCUGGGGUUUGAACGCAGGGCCUCACACUUGCUAGGCAGGCGCUGUUACUGUGUUUUAUUUUAUUUAUUUAUUUUGAGACAGGGCCUUACUAUGUAGCCAAAACUGGACUGAAACUCAAUGUGUAGCCUAGUCUGUGCUCACUGAUUUAUAUUAUGGUAUUAUAGUGAGAAAUUAAUAGCAAAAAACCAAAUUUGUCUAGUAAACACAACAUCUAAACUGUGAAAGAUGUAAAAUCUUGAAAUUGAAUAAUAAUAUGCUAUAUAUUAAAAUUUAUUAAAGUUCAUAAAUGGGUUUUUGUGUGAACAUAGUCUUCAUUUCUCUAAUUCCUGAGAGUAUAUGAUUG
This is a messenger RNA of Castor canadensis (American beaver), 4031 nucleotides long. RefSeq names its product transmembrane protein 41B (gene Tmem41b). NCBI's taxonomy places the organism in Eukaryota, Metazoa, Chordata, Mammalia, Rodentia, Castoridae. Gene Ontology annotation, biological process: autophagosome assembly. The record is from RefSeq and is a predicted model, not a curated record. Gene Ontology annotation, cellular component: endoplasmic reticulum membrane.